AUGCGCUGGGCCCUGCUGCUCCAGCUGCUCGCUAGCCUUCCAAAUGGACAGGCUGAGGAGCAUUGCAGCCUUCUUCAGGCGAAGACGGCCGCGGCAGCGCUUCAGGUGGAGCGGCCCUACUUCGACCUUUUGAUCGUGGUACCCUCCAACCCGCAACAACUGGCGCUACGCAGUGCGGUGCGACAAGGUUGGGGUCGUUACCUCAACGAAACUGGGCACUGCCCUCGCUGCAACAGCAACCGUACUGUGAAGCUGCUCUUCGGAGUGGGCCCCUUACCGGAGUGGAUGAAGAAUCAAAGCACAGGUGAAAGAGAGAAGGAUCUGGCAGUGCUGCCCAUCGUAGCGGAUGAGUACCACUCCCUGACUGAGAAGAUCAGGAAUUUGAUCGCGUAUGCGCUGGAAAACUACCGCUUUGCGCUUUUGCUGAAGGCUGACACGGACUCUUUCAUCUUCAUGGAUCGUGUCCUCCGAACUUUGGAGCAGAAAAGUCUCUUCGAGCAGCAAGACCUCUAUGCAGGUGGGCUCAUCCGACGUGUGAAGCCCAUCGUGAAUCUCAAGGACCGGCACGCCAAGUGGGCGGAUUUGCACUACACGAACCUCACUGGGCACAAGCGGUUUCCCCAUUACGCAGGGGGCUUCGGGUAUUUCCUCAGUCCUUCACUUUGCCGCUACAUUGCCACGCACAAGACCUCACCCAUGCUGCCGGAGCUCACUGCCUUGGCCAACGAGGAUGCUUCCGUGGGCUUUUGGCUGCAGCCGGUGCAGCAUCAAGAGGUGUAUUUGCCCGUUUCCAAGAAUACCACCGGCUGCCACGACAGGGAUGUGAUGAUUGACCACGAGAUCUCGAAGGAAAGGAUGCUGCACAGAGGGAAGAAGCUGAUGAAGCAAGGAGAUCCUUGCUCUUGA
Molecule: messenger RNA, 906 nt
Organism: Durusdinium trenchii
Lineage: Eukaryota; Dinophyceae; Suessiales; Symbiodiniaceae
Source: the annotation of a GenBank genome assembly